GCGAAUGUUGUGCCUGUAUUUCAAAAAGCUUCUUAGGGCACCACAGACCAGUAAACCAUCUGUACCUAGCAAACUAGUUGAAAUGAUCAUUAAAAACAAUCAUAAAACACCAGGAACAUUGUGAUCUGAUAGGGUUUAAUCAGCACCAUUUGUGCAAAGAAAAAUUGUACCUCACCAAUCUGUUAGAAUUCUCUGGCCGUGUCAAUAAAGUAGUGGAUAUAGGAGAACCAGCUGAUGUAAUUUAUUUAGACAUUUAAAAGGCUUUGACAAGAGGCUACUAAGUAGUCAUGGGGUAAAAAGCAAAGUAUUGUCACUGAGAAAAAGCCAGCUAGGAGACAGGAACUAAAAAGUAGGAUUCAAUGGUCCAUUUUCAUCAUGGCGGAGCUGUGUGUAGGGAUCCCAGGCCUGGGAUAGCAGGGGUGUCUGCAGCUCAGGACUAAGUGGAAUUAGCAGAGCACCAUGGGGAGUUAGCACCACACCUGUCCCCAGGAAACCACGGACUAACCUCUCUUGCUCUCCCUGUUUGACGAGCUCUCAAAUCCACACACGAAAAGCCCUGAGGAGGAAAAUCCAAAGUGACCUGGGACAGAUGCUGCCUCUGGAGUCUCCGUGUGACGCCCCGAGCCCCAUCCACAGAGGGCUAAGCCUGGGAACCUCCAGCUAGCAGCUGAAGUGACAUUCCUUAGUCCGUGACACCCACGUCCAGUACGAGCGGCUGGGCGCGGACGUGACCAUGCAGUGCGGGCCGAUGGACUGGGACGCAGCCGUGACCUGGACGGCCAACGGCACCGACAUCGACGAGUCCCACCUCAACGGGUCGCGCCUGGUGCUGCGGAACGUCGACCUCACGCACAGCGGCCAGUACGCCUGCUACGAAGGUUCCUCGUGGCACCUCAAAUACCAGACCUACCUGAAAGUGGGAACCUCACCCAAGGAGCCAGUGCUGAUGUGCCGAUCCAACAACUACCCCAAGGGAUUCUACUGCAGUUGGCACCUACCCAGUCCUACAUACAUCCCCAAUGCCUUCAAUAUCACCAUCAUGCAUGGCCCAAGAGAGUUGAUCUGUGAGAAAGACGCUUUCCCCAAAAACAGGUGUCACAUCAGAUAUCUCCAGCUGUUCUCCACGGUGAAGUACAAGGUGACCUUGACAGUCACGAAUGCCCUGGGCAGAAACGCCACCACAAUCACCUUUGACGAGUUCGCCAUAGUAAAACCGGACCCUCCAGAGAACGUGGUGGCCAAGCCAGUAUCCAACAAUCCCCGGAGGCUCGAAGUGAGGUGGCAGAACCCUUCCUCUUGGCCUGACCCCGAGUCCUUCCCGCUCAAAUUCUUCUUGCGGUAUCGCCCCCUCAUCCUUGACCAGUGGCAACAUGUGAGUGACCUCUCAAUCGCCUUCACUGAGGGCCAGGUGGAGCUGUCGGACGGGACGUCCCACACCAUCACCGACGCCUACGCCGGCAAGGAGUACAUCAUCCAGGUGGCCGCCAAGGACAACGACAUCGGCACGUGGAGCGACUGGAGCGUCGCCGUGCAUGCCACGCCCUGGACGGAGGAGCCCAAGCAUCUCACCACGGAAGCCCAGGUGGCAGAGACGACGACCACCGGCACCUCCUCCUUCGUGCCGCCCCCCACCACCAAGAUCUGCGACCUGGAGGCCGUCGUCGGCAGCGGGGCCGUGACCGUGUCCUGGGCAGAGGGAUUGGUACUGGCAGCAGUUGGCGUUCUGUUUAUUUAAUCCCCUCCUUGCAGCCCCGCGGAGGAGACCACCGCCCCGUCUGAAUCUAUUUUCUCUUCUAUUUUGCACAUGUUAAGGCGGACGUAUCACAUUUCUCUUCAUCGCUUCACUUUGUAGAAGGACAGACCUGCCGCGCCGUGAGGGUUUCCCCGCCCCCUCCCCGAACUGCCAGGGGAACCGCGGAGCCUUUACAAAAAGAGAGAGAGAGAGAGACUCCCCCCACCCCUGAUGCCCCCCCAAACAGUGAGACCCGAACCCCGGCUGUGCUGCAGUGCAGCGCCCAGAGGAGAGCGCCAGCCGUCCCGGGCGAGAGAUCGGAUCAUACAGCUAAACCGCCAUGCCAAAGAUGCUACGCGACUUCGCUUCGUGCCCACGGCGCUCUGCUGCCACCGCCGCCGCCGCCACAACACGGGUGACGAAACGUGUCAAAUACACACGGGAAGGGGGAGGGGCAUCGAAACCACAAUGAGCCUUGUAAGGGGGUGACCCCCCUCCUUGCUCCUCACGGCGGGCUCCGACGAACUGAACUGGCUUCCAGAAGCCCCAGGCCGGAGGGGCAGCGGGGGGGUUAGUCCCCUAGAUGCGGUUCCCUACCCCCAGCCCCGUGCGACAGAGGACAUAAGCGCUGUUUUCACGAGCGCAGACUAGUACAUUGGGGGCUUUCUUUUUUACUGGAAAAAGGAAUCUAAGAAAACAACAGCCAAACCCACCCUCCUCCCUCCACCGCCCGCCUGCCCUGGACUCCUGGUGCCUCCCAGACACCUACCCGGGCCCCCCAGCCCGGGCGAAAUCAGCGAGGAGAUGAUAGCUCCGGCGAAGUCUGCGACUCUCCCCUGGCCCGUCACCUGGUUGUCUCUCUUUUUAUCACCUCCCUUCCAUUUCUACAGGGAAGCGCCUCGGUUUCUGUAUUUGUCUUAUUAUUGAAAAACAAAUAUUCAUAAUGGAACUGUAGCGACACAAACGUAUCUCCCCCCCACGCUCGUCCGGUCCCACCCCCCAUCCUUCGUUCUCUCCUCCCCCCAUGCCCGCCGCACCCCGGUCCUGUUUUGUAAGACAGCUCCCUGCCCGUUCCGAGCGCAGUAUUUAAUACCCGACGUCCUAGUAUUCCAAAAGUUAACAUGCUGUAUUUGAAUUUUUUAUAGAUGUAUAUAUAAAAAAACAAACAAAAAAAUCCACACACACAGCCCCCACCCAAAAACAGACAACAACAACAACAACAA
Molecule: messenger RNA, 2955 nt
Organism: Mauremys mutica (yellowpond turtle)
Lineage: Eukaryota; Metazoa; Chordata; Testudines; Geoemydidae
Gene: CNTFR
Product: ciliary neurotrophic factor receptor
Exons: 8
Coding region: 734-1735 (333 amino acids)
Biological process (GO): cytokine-mediated signaling pathway
Cellular component (GO): external side of plasma membrane; CNTFR-CLCF1 complex; membrane
Molecular function (GO): ciliary neurotrophic factor receptor activity; cytokine binding
Source: RefSeq, a predicted model, not a curated record